Molecule: messenger RNA, 773 nt
Organism: Guillardia theta CCMP2712
Lineage: Eukaryota; Cryptophyceae; Pyrenomonadales; Geminigeraceae
Exons: 10
Biological process (GO): endocytosis
Cellular component (GO): plasma membrane; clathrin vesicle coat; endosome
Molecular function (GO): phospholipid binding; clathrin binding
Source: RefSeq, a predicted model, not a curated record
AGAUGUCUGACUCACUCACUGGAUUGGCGCUAAAAGCAGCGUCAGCUGGAAAAGGGCUCUACAAACAUGGCAAGAACGCCGUUUUGAACACCAGCGAUAUUGUUGUCAAGGUCAAGGAAGCAACCAAUAGCGAUGCCUGGGGACCGUCAGGCACUGCCAUGGGCGAGAUUUCUGAUAUCAUGAGCUCGAGCCCCGAAGAGAGAGCUCAAGCACUCGCCAUGAUAUGGGAGAGGCUACGGGAAGUCCCGGAAAGAUGGCGAAAGGUGUACAAAGCUCUUACACUGAUCGAGUAUCUUUGCAAGAACGCCUCCAGAAGGGUGGUGGAGGAUAUCAAGGACAACCUUGACAGGAUAGAGGCAUGCAAUCACUUCAGGUUUAUUGAAGCGCAGUCAGGCAAAGAUCAAGGGAUCAAUGUAAGAGAAAAGUCCAAGUCUCUCAUUGAGCUCUUGAAGAAUCAAGACAAGCUUACAGAACAAAGAGAGGCUGCAAAGAGGUCCAAGGCACGUUUGGGAAACUUUAGCCAUGAUGACAACUUCAACGUCAAUGGAAGCUCAUCGGACAUGGGCGAUGAAGACUGGGGGUAAGAGAUUGAGCCCGCGGCACAGGACGGCGUCUAGCUCCAAGCCAGCAACCUUCAACGACGACGACGAUGAUUGGGGACCAGAUCCUCAUACCGUUCGAGCACAAAAUAAGAAUUUGAACGUGCAGAUCAAGUCCUCUGACGAACGGACGGAGAAUCACGCUCCUAGCUCUGCGCCACAGAUCACUCCCCC